Molecule: messenger RNA, 372 nt
Organism: Sphaerulina musiva SO2202
Lineage: Eukaryota; Fungi; Ascomycota; Dothideomycetes; Mycosphaerellales; Mycosphaerellaceae
Exons: 3
Coding region: 1-372 (123 amino acids)
Source: RefSeq, a predicted model, not a curated record
AUGCAGUCUAUCUCUCAACAGACGGACUUGGUGACGGACGGCAGCGCCAGAGAAGGACGAGAAGAAGAGAAGCCUAAGGACAAGGACAAGGAUAAGGAGGAGGAGGACAAGGAGGAGGAGGAGGAGGAGGAGGAGGAGGUAGAGGAAGUAGGAAGCCCGGGAAGAAGAAGCCCGGGAGGAAGGAGAAGACGCCUACCCGAGAAGAAGACGCCUACCCGCCCGAGAAGAAGACGCCCGAUAGAGAUAGAAAUACCUAGGAAAAAUAGAGAAGCCUACGAAGAAGCCUACGAAGAAGCCUAUAAAGAAGCCUACGAAGAAGCCUACGAAGAAGCCUACGAAGAAGCCUACGAAGAAGCCUACGAAGAAGCCUAG